AGGGCAAAAGGUCCAAAGGUCCAAAGCUGCAAAGCUGUUAAAAGGCGCAAAAACAAAACCCUACCGAUGCUAUUAAUGUCGUGCACUGUAUAUGCUGGAGCAGCAUGAUUGGCCGGGUGGCGUCACAGCCGCACAACCAUAACUUUUGGCCCACUAUUGAAAGGCUGUGCGUCUGUCAAGUCGUGCGCGGCGCUGGGCGCAAAAUAAUGAAGAGCACCUGCAGCCUUAUUUUUCCCGGCACCAUAUUGCCAUUCUGCUAAAUCAUCUCAUAACCUUGCUUCGCCGCUCUCUAUUUCACUGUUUCUCUUUGGCACCAUGCUGCAAAUGAUAACAACACGCAAUGUGUUUGUCGGUGGGUUGCUGUUAAGGGUGGGUAUGCUUCUAUUUGGCCUGUGGCAGGACGCACACAUGACAGUCAAGUACACCGACAUCGAUUACAGCGUGUUCACCGACGCUGCGCGCUUUGUGUGGGCAGGCGCCAGCCCUUACCAGCGGUCCACGUACAGGUACACACCACUGCUGGCGUGGCUGCUGACACCCAACAUCUGGCUGCACGCGACAUUCGGCAAGUGGCUGUUCGUUGCCUGUGACUGCGCUGUUGGUGCCCUCAUCACACGCAUACUUAGGGCGCGCAAAAUUGACGAUUCCACCGCAGCUGCGUAUGCGGCACUGUGGCUGCUGAACCCGCAGGUGGCCACCAUCUCGACGCGCGGUAGCGCCGAGUCUGUGGUUUGCGCAGCCGUGAUGGCGGCUCUCUAUGCGUUCCAGCGCCGGAGCCUGGUUCUGGGCUCGGCGCUGUUUGGCCUGGCCGUGCAUUUGAAGAUCUACCCCAUUGUGUACGCACUUCCCCUUCUGGUCGCGCUGGACAGCACAACGUACGGCGCACAGCCAAGCUCGCAAGCCAGGCUGUUGAACGUGUACCGCGUAAAGUUUUUUGCCAUCGGUGCCGGCGUGUUUAUGUUGCUGAGCGCGGUCAUGUACGGCGCCUACGGCCGUGAGUUUGUUGACGAGACUUAUUUAUACCAUGUCACUCGCAAGGACCAUCGCCACAACUACUCGAUGUGGUUCUUCCCCAUUUACUUGGAGUUUCACUCGUCAGCAAGCCUCGUUAUGGGCCUGUUGUCUUUUCUGCCCCAGGUCGCUGUCGUUGCCACGAUUGGCCUUGUCUACGGGAAGGACCUGUACUUUGCUGCUUUUGCCCAGACAUUUGCAUUCGUCGCAUACAACAAGGUGUGCACUGCACAGUACUUUAUGUGGUAUGUUUGCUUUCUUCCCGUUGUUUGGCCGUACAAUUCCCAGAGGCUUUGGCCCAAGGGUGCCGCUCUGUUGGCCGUAUGGUUUGGCUCGCAGGCGCUCUACCUGCAACAGGCAUACCGCCUCGAGUUCCUUGGCGAAAACACUUUUGCCUGGCUGUGGCUCGCAGGACUGGCCAUUUUCGCGUCGAAUAACUGGAUCUUGCAGCAGAUAAUUGCGUCCCAGCGGAUCGAGCCGCUGUUUACAAGCAGCAGUUUGGUUUCGGCAUUGCGCCCUAAGGACCGCAGCUCCAAAAAGGACCGGUGAACGCACUCCUAUGUACCCGUGCAAAUCAGCCAACACCGCUUAAUCUAAGAGCAACAUGUAUAUUUGAAAG
Kickxella alabastrina is the source of this 1630-nucleotide messenger RNA. Its product is annotated as PIG-M-domain-containing protein. Gene Ontology annotation, molecular function: GPI mannosyltransferase activity; alpha-1,4-mannosyltransferase activity. The record is from RefSeq and is a predicted model, not a curated record. The transcript has a single exon. Lineage: Eukaryota; Fungi; Kickxellomycota; Kickxellomycetes; Kickxellales; Kickxellaceae. Gene Ontology annotation, cellular component: membrane; glycosylphosphatidylinositol-mannosyltransferase I complex. Bases 316 to 1560 code for a protein of 414 amino acids. Gene Ontology annotation, biological process: GPI anchor biosynthetic process.